Molecule: messenger RNA, 2917 nt
Organism: Cucurbita pepo subsp. pepo (vegetable marrow)
Lineage: Eukaryota; Viridiplantae; Streptophyta; Magnoliopsida; Cucurbitales; Cucurbitaceae
Product: squamosa promoter-binding-like protein 7
Cellular component (GO): nucleus
Molecular function (GO): DNA binding
Source: RefSeq, a predicted model, not a curated record
UCUCUCUCUCUCUCUCUCUCUCUCUCUAACGAGAGGAUCCCACCAGAAGAGUAACAGAGCCAUCUCACCCUCAAGCUUGACCUGCAAAGCUGCCGUCCCUUUUCCGCCACCUUUUCCUUCUCAACCACCAAGCCACACCCACCCUUUCUAGGGCACAUAUACUCCCUCUUCCAUGGAGCAUCCUCCUCCCUCGCCGCUGCCGGAGCCCUUAUACGGUGCCGCCGCCGAAAUGGACCUCCAACUUCCCAUCGCUGAUGACUCCUCCGCCGUUCUCUGGGACUUGGGGGAUCUCCUUGACUUCGCUGGUGAUGAUCAGUUUUCUCUCCCUUUGGAACAUGACAAUCUGCCCUCCGACUCCUCUCAUCCACUCGAGAUUCCAUCCGAGACUCUCCCUUCGAAUUCUGACCGGAUUCGGAAGCGUGACCCGAGGUUGACUUGCCCCAAUUUCUUGGCCGGGCGGGUGCCUUGUGCUUGUCCUGAGAUUGAUGCGAUGCUUGAGGAGGAAGCCGCCGCGUCUGGGAAGAAGCGGGCUAGGACGGCGCGUGUUGCGGCUGGAACUGUUCGGUGUCAGGUGUUCGGGUGUGAGGUCGAUAUUAGCGAGCUUAAAGGUUAUCAUAGAAGGCAUAGGGUUUGUCUUCGAUGCGCGAAUGCUACUGCUGUUGCGAUAGAUGGAGAGACUAAAAGAUAUUGCCAGCAGUGUGGCAAGUUUCAUCUUUUAUCUGAUUUUGAUGAAGGCAAGCGGAGUUGUCGAAGAAAAUUGGAGCGUCACAACAAUCGACGACGUAGGAAGCCAGCUGAUUCCACAGUUGCUAUGGAAAGUGAUCGAGCAGGCAUGCAUCUUGAAGAUGUUUCUUGCGAUGGCGAUGCAGGGAAAGAUGAUAUUGUUUCCAAUAACCAAACUGUUCAAAAGGAGGUGGUGCAUUUGGAGUCUGAAGAUGGGAUGGUUACCCCCACUGUAUGUUCAGCUCCCGACCUGCAGAGCAAUAUUGAGAGCGGGUUAACUUUUAUGGCAAUGGGUGAAGCUCAAGUGGAUGGAGGAAAAGAUAAUUUCAAAUCUCUUGCUUCAUCCUACUGCGACAAUAAAAGCACAUAUUCAUCAAUGUGUCCAACAGGCCGAAUAUCAUUCAAGCUUUAUGAUUGGAAUCCUGCAGAGUUCCCUAGAAGACUUCGGCUCCAAAUAUUUGAAUGGUUGGCUAAUAUGCCUGUUGAGUUGGAGGGAUAUAUUCGGCCUGGUUGCGUAAUUCUGACUGCAUUUGUUGCAAUGCCAAAGUUUAUGUGGAUAAAGUUACUUGAAGAUCCUACGACACACGUGCACAAUUUUGUAGUUGCACGUGGAAGACCGCUUUGGGGGAGGGGCAGCUUGCUUGUUUAUUUGAACAACAUGAUUUUUUGCGCAGUGGAAGGGGGUAGUGUAAUGAAAAUUGAGAUGGAUAUGGAGGCUCCAAGACUUCACUAUGUACAUCCUACAUGCUUUGAGGCUGGAAAACCCAUGGAGUUUGUUGCUUGUGGAAGUCAUUUGCAACAACCAAAAUUUAGGUCACUUGUAUCUUUUGAUGGCAAGUAUCUGGCACACGUUCAAUCUUUUGUUAUUCCCCAUUGUCAAAAAGAAGGUGAUACUAAGCAGAGCAACCACCAAGUGUUCAAGAUAUGCAUACCUCACACUGAACAUGAUCUUUUUGGCCCUGCAUUUGUUGAGGUGGAGAAUCAGUCAGGCUUGUCAAAUUUUAUUCCUAUACUCAUCGGGGAUAGUGAAACUUGUUCUGAAAUGAAAACUAUACAGGAGCGGCUUGAUAUGUCUCUGCCUGUGGAAGCUACUGGUUCAUCAUACAAAUAUUGCGAACAUUCCUCAUUGAGACAAAAAGUAUAUUCAGAACUCGUGACGGACAUAUCUUGGUUGCUUAAGAAGCCUUCAUCGGAGCCUCUGCAGCGUAUUAUGAAUUCGUCACAGAUUCAUAGAUUCACACGUUUGUUGAAAUUUUUGAUAUCCAUCGACUCAACUGUCAUUUUAGGGAGAGUCUUAGAACAUCUUAAGAUUGUCAUGGGAAAUGUAGAAUCAAAUGUGGCAGCUAAUGGUUUCAGUUACCCCGAUUUAAGGUAUUUUGAGAAGUAUUUGGAUUAUGCAACAGUUGUUCUUCAACUGAAUCUUCGAAGGGACCGGGUUUCUCAAAGCUUCUCCAAGAACAAAUUGGCUUCAGUUGAUCCUGGGACUGGACUGAAAAUGGAGUCCGAAGAAAGUGACCAUUUUCGAGCAGCGUCUGGUUCUACUUCCACCAGUAGUGUGGAAACACGACCCCUUUUGAACGAAAAGCUCCGGGAGAAGAUCAUGGUUCAAGAAAAUUCAAGAAAGUCAUGUGGUCUUCUCUUCUCAGGGACUGUUUUUAGGCGCCAGACUGCUCUAUUUGCAAUCACCUUCGCUGCAGUUUGUUUAGGAAUAUGUGCAGCUUUAGUUCAUUCUCACAAGGUUGGCGAGUUUGCUGUUUCAAUCCGCAGGUGCGUAAUGAAUACUUGAAAAAACAGUCUGCUUUGAUCCAUCAUUUGUUCUGCUGAAAAUUAGUUCAAGAACUGCCAAUCUGUGGCCGGCGAGGGUGAAAUGAAUGUUACUAGAACUUGGUUUUACUGCCAAGCCAAGAGGGUCACCAUUACCUACAUAGCUUUUUUGUGUUUAGAGAAAAAAGCCUCUGGAUCAUUAUGUUGUUUGAUGCUGAUUAUUAUCGUCCUACUCGGGUUCGGCCGAUAGGAAUUUCCCGUUAACAAGGUGGAGUUCAAAAUUCGGUUCGGGUCACACAGGAUGUCGGAUUCCUAACAUUAGUGCAGUUGCAUCACCAGUGUAUUGUAAUAAUUUUCACAGCUAAUAAUGAAUUUCUCAUUCCUAUGAUCUCAAUGAAAUGAAAAGAGCAAUAUUAUCAUCUCAAGUAAA